AUGUCUAAACUACUGGAGACUUUGGACUCAGAGUUUAACAAACUCUAUUCCUCUGAUGCAUCUGAAGAGACGCCUUUGAAGUUGUAUCUUAAGGAAACACACGAGUUUAAGGUGCAUUUAAAGAAAUUGAAAGCUCAUUUAAAUAAGCAUAUCGAGGAAUCGGAAUUACAGAUAAAGGGUAAUGGAGACGUGGAUAAGUUGAAUUCCAAUAGAAUGGAUAAGAAGCAUGCUUUAAUAGUAGAAAAGUUGAAUAGGUCGCAUAAAAACUGGAAUAAUUCAAUCAAGAAACAUAAGAAACUCGCAAAGCAACAUUAUGAUGGUUUCAAUAAAAACGCACUUGUUAAAUUAAAAAAAUUUGACAUCGAUGACGUUUAUGUGAAUAAAUUACCGGAGAAUUCUCAGAAAUAUAUCAAUCAGGCUAUAGGUUUACAUAUAGCAAGGUACAACAUUAGUAUGUUACCUGUACAGGAGAAAUCUGAUGUUUUAAAGUAUUUACAAGACGUAUAUGGAUUAGACAAAAGAAUAGCUGAGCAUUUUAUAAUAAUGGGGCAAAUUGUGGAGUCUUUAAAGAGUGGUAAAUUGGAUAGCUGUCCUGAGUGGUGCAACAUGCAGAAAGAGAAAUCAGCUUCAAAAUCCCCUACAAUCUCUAUCUUAGAAUAUGAAAUAUAUGUGCUAAAGGGAUUACAGAUGAUUAAAGAGAAUUCCGUUUUAGAUGUCUGUAAAUAUUUGAUAACCGCCAUUCCUGCGAACACUCUUAAUGAGAAGGAAAUUAAAAAUGGCAAACAUGUAGCAGAGUUAUUGACAAGGCUAAUGUUGGGUGAAAAGAUCGAAAAUAUUGAUGAAUUAAUAAAGGAAAAGACCGAUCUCUGUAUCAAAUUGUUCACAGAUGAAUAUUGUUUGAAAAAUCAAUUACCGUUUGAUUCUCCUUUGUUCUUGAUUGUAUUAAGUGGAUUAAUAUCAUUUCAAUUUUUCAUUAAAUAUAAUCAAAUCAGGGCAUAUUCCCACGUUGGUUGGACUACACAAGAUGAGUUACCAUUUGAUGUUUCGUUGCCUGAAUUUCUUUCUAGAUUUCAUCCAAUCUUCAUAUGCCCUGUUCUUAAGGAAGAAACUACGAGAGAUAAUCCUCCAUACUCCCUGGCAUGCCAUCAUGUUAUCUCAAAGAAAGCAUUAGACAGGUUAUCAAAGAAUGGUAGUUUAUCAUUCAAAUGUCCUUAUUGUCCUGUACAUACAUCAAUGGCUAAGACGAAGAAAGUCAAAUUCAUAAUGGUAUAA
Kazachstania africana CBS 2517 is the source of this 1272-nucleotide messenger RNA. It is a transcript of the gene RMD5, whose product is annotated as ubiquitin-protein ligase RMD5. The transcript has a single exon. Gene Ontology annotation, cellular component: nucleus; cytoplasm; GID complex. Bases 1 to 1272 code for a protein of 423 amino acids. Gene Ontology annotation, molecular function: ubiquitin protein ligase activity. Lineage: Eukaryota; Fungi; Ascomycota; Saccharomycetes; Saccharomycetales; Saccharomycetaceae. Gene Ontology annotation, biological process: proteasome-mediated ubiquitin-dependent protein catabolic process. The record is from RefSeq and is a predicted model, not a curated record.